CCAAUGCCCAUGUCCGCUUUCAAUGUUCAAUGUGCAUUUUGACUCCAAGUCAAUGUGAUUCUUCAUAUGUAUGAGCGACAGAUAUCUUAACAUCUUCAUUGUCAGUCACAAUGUUGUUCUUUCUCGGGAUUGUAGCGGUCUUCGCUUUGCGUGGCGCAGCUUAUAGUUUCUUCUUCAACAAUACGGAUUUUAGCACCCAAAUCGCAAACAUUUCAUCGGGUUGCGCGACGGCGCUUCAGGCUCCGCUGGACUGCGACCCCUACCUGACUUAUGUUAUGACCAGCAAUUUUUACGGAUCACUGGGAAAUGAUACGCUGCAGGCUCAAUUCUGUAAUGCAACAUGCUCCAAUGAGUUGACAUCGUACCGGACAUCAGUUGCGAGCAGCUGUGCCAAAGAUCCGCAGCCGGUGCCGGGAUAUCCAGCAACAUAUUGGGCCGACUCUGCAAUAUCGGCCUUCAACCACAUGUGUAUGAAGGAUCAAAGCACAGGAGCUUUUUGUGUUGAUGUCAUUGCCGGCUUCUUUGCAAACCAAGCGACAGAUGAAGAUGGCACAAGUCUGCCCACCAGCCAGCUUUGCUCCAAUUGUGUAGUUGACCUAUUCCGCCUUAUGCAGAGUACUUCGUACUCCAAUUAUGAUGACACGCUUUCAGGAGUCUGGGCUACAAUCCAAAGCAAAUGCUCGCUUUCAUACCCAACCGCGGUCCCUACUCUAGCAACAAACGUCACGCAACCUGGUGGAUUCGCAAUUCCCGGCUCUGGCUCGUCGCCAAUCUGUCUCUCAGGUAUCACCUAUACUGUAGUCAGUGGCGACAACUGCGAGGCCAUUGCAGAGAAAUAUAACGUAGCCACUGGAACUUUGAUAGCGAUCAAUAAUAUCUAUACAGACUGCACGAACCUGUACGUUGGUCAGAAUCUUUGUAUCCCGCCACAAUGCACGACAUAUCUUGUUCAGUCUGGAGACACGUGCGACGGAAUUGCCAACAAAACGAGCACUACCUUCCAGCAAUUAGUAGCUUGGAAUCCUGCCAUAGGAUCGUAUUGCACUAAUCUGCUCUCGGGUCAAAAUAUCUGUGUGAGCCCUCCGGGAGGUGUACAGAACUUGACCACUAUUGCUGGAGCUACCUCUACAAAUUCCGGGAUCUAUGCAUCCACUACAACAUCCCGGCCUAGCCCUGUUGCAUCCGGGACUACGCUUUAUUGCGGCAAGUACUAUAUGGCGCAGCUCGGCGACACUUGUCAGCUCGUCUCCCUCAACCAGACCAUCUCGUUGAGUCUUUUCGAGGAAAUCAAUCCGGAUAUUAAUGCCGCCUGUUCCAACCUCGAACUUGGUGUGUACUACUGCGUUCAGCCGACACAGAACUGGAACGCGACUGUUACAUCCACAAUCACUACUGCGCCAACGACUACUCCGACUGGAACCACGGCGGAUUGCUUUCAAUAUUAUGUGAUCCAGUCGGGAGACUACUGUGCUAAGAUCGAAAGUCAAUUCGCCAUCAGCAUGGCGCAGCUCAUGUAUUGGAACCCCAGUCUCAAAUCCGAUUGCUCGAAUCUUGCGCUCGGUGAAGCAUAUUGCGUCAAUGGCGAGAACCAGCCACCGGCGAGCACCACAGCUGCAGCCGCCGGAAAGCGUGACGUGUCUGCGUCAGGAGCACAGAAGACACCUGAUCCCCAGAUUUUCGGCCUUCCGGAAGGGUGGCCGGGUUGGAAUGCACCAAACGUUGCGAGAGCGUAUGCGGCCGCGAAACAGAUUUCCUAGACUCUUUUGUUCUCCUUCUAGGCGGUCGGUUUCCCAUUCUAGUCCGUCAAUGGAAGGAACUCUUCCAUGAAGCCAUGGGGCUUGUCAUAUCUUUCUGGUGUCGGCUCCUAUGAGAAAGUUUCUUUCGUCGAUAUCGAGCGU
Xylona heveae TC161 is the source of this 1898-nucleotide messenger RNA. RefSeq names its product carbohydrate-binding module family 50 protein. Lineage: Eukaryota; Fungi; Ascomycota; Xylonomycetes; Xylonales; Xylonaceae. The transcript has 6 exons. The coding region runs from base 111 to 1757 and encodes 548 amino acids. The record is from RefSeq and is a predicted model, not a curated record.